Molecule: messenger RNA, 600 nt
Organism: Lactuca sativa (garden lettuce)
Lineage: Eukaryota; Viridiplantae; Streptophyta; Magnoliopsida; Asterales; Asteraceae
Product: cytochrome c oxidase subunit 6a, mitochondrial
Biological process (GO): mitochondrial electron transport, cytochrome c to oxygen
Cellular component (GO): mitochondrial inner membrane
Molecular function (GO): enzyme regulator activity
Source: RefSeq, a predicted model, not a curated record
CCAACUUUUAUCUAACUGGAAACUACUUUUUACUAAACACACCCGGCCCAUGCUUUCUUGUUAAUUUUGCUAAAAAUAACCAUUAAUCCAUUAAUAUCGGUCCCACUGUUUGGGCCUCAAUGGGCCCUCUACAAUUACAUAUUUGCUCUCCUUAAUCCGUCUUCAUAAUCCCGUUAGCGAAUCACUACUUCACAACCAUAAUUUCGGAUCGGAAAAUUGAACAAGCGAAAGAUGGCGUCAGCGAUUGCAAGGUCCAGUCUCCGGAAGGCUCUCGGAGUUGCGCGCGCGAAUCCGGCAUCCACGAGAUCAUUUUCUUCCGGCGCAUCGGUUGAUGAAGAAGCUCGCGAAGCUGCAAAGUGGGAGAAGAUCACAUAUGUAGCGAUUGCUGCUUCCUCGAUUCUUGCAUUCGUUAAUCUGUCAAAAGGACAUCCUCAUUUCGAUGAACCACCUCCAUAUCCAUACUUGCACAUUCGUAACAAGGAGUUUCCAUGGGGUCCAGAUGGGCUCUUUGAAGUCAAGGAACACCAUUAAAUGAUAUGGUGAUAUUUAUGUCACUACACUUCCUUUAAAUAAAGAGUUUGAGGAUGCUAUCUGUUGAUU